GGCGGAGCCUGCGCCCGAACGAGCUGUCUGGAAGCCGCCCGCGCCUGAUCUUGGCCUCCACCUCUGCUUACAGGAAGUCAUUAUGUAGGAAUGAUGUGUACUCCCAAGAAAUGUGGAAUUAGAUUCCAGCCGCCAGCUAUUAUCUUAAUCUAUGAUAGUGACGUCAAGGGGAAGAGUCGCCAGCGGAUCAUGCCAGUUCGAAACUUUUCAAAGUUUUCAGACUGCAGCAGAGCUGCUGAACAACUGAAGAAUAACCCACGGCACAAGAGUUACCUGGAACAAGUAUCUCUGAGGCAGCUCGAGAAGUUAUUUGGUUUUCUACGGGGUUACUUGCAGGGACAGAGUUUGGCAGAAAUGAUGGAACAGAUUCAGCGGGAAAGAACCAUCGACCCCGAGGAAGACCUGAACAAACUGGAUGACAAAGAACUUGCAAAGAGGAAGAGUAUCAUGGAUGAACUUUUUGAGAAAAAUCAGAAGAAGAAGGACGAUCCAAAUUUUGUUUAUGACAUUGAAGUUGAGUUUCCCCAGGAGGAGCAACUACUUUCCUGUGGCUGGGACACAGAAUCAGCUGAUGAGUUCUGAAGCUAAGCACUCAGAAUUUAUUGGGCUGGCCCAAACUGUAGGUUUAUAUAAAAUGUUUAUAGCAAAAUCUCUGUAGAGCACCAAAUGCACAUGUUGGGUAAUCAUUGGAUUGACUUUUAGAAUCAGGGCAUUUAGAGCCUCUUCUCGGUUGGUGCAUAUGGAAGGUAAGAAAAGCUGAGGCAAAAAAAAAAGAAAAGCUGAGGCUAGGGAUCCUUAAGGAGCCAGUCUACUUUGAAAAGCCUGCGAAGAGCUCAUGACACUGCCAGACGGCAGCAAAAGUAGAGCUGGGUGCUUGAGAAAGACAGUUGUGUGUCAGCGAGGAUCACAGUCUACCUAGAGCACCAUUGAGUAGUCAGGGAAGACUUGGCCUGGUACUUAAAAUGGUAGUAUUUAAAGGUUAAGACUCUGUAGGAUUCCCGCUGGAAGAAACUGGGAAAGGGAGGAGGGACAGUGGUAAAGAGAUAGGGAAUGAAAAGUUUCAUGUAUAGAAUGGGAAGCAAAUUACAGUUUGACAAGAUUGGAGAACAUCUGGUUCUCAGUGAAUUAUCCAGUAUACAUUAUGUUUUUUAAAGUACUCGUUAUAUAUGUGUGCACUCUGCAGUAGAGUGCUCUUGCAGAAUGUCAUUUGAUGGGCAGCAGGGAGUCUUCCCUGUCAAGUAUUGGGGAGUAUCUACUACAGAUAUUCAGAAACCCCAGACCUCUUCCCACCCACAAGAGGUUUAUUUGUAAAAUGGGAAAUCCACCCUAUUAAGUGAGCAAUGGGUGCUGCUUGUUUAAGCCUGUUCCUGAGUUUGAAUCUACAAAGAGAGAUCCGUGUUAAACCUUUGCUCAACAAGAUUAUCUGUACAUAAACACAUCUUCCUGGAAUAUUAUUUAAUUGGUAGAAAUUUUAUAUUCUUUGCAAGGAAGUUAGUAUUCAUUAAAUACGUCUUUAGAUAAUUA
Molecule: messenger RNA, 1524 nt
Organism: Echinops telfairi (small Madagascar hedgehog)
Lineage: Eukaryota; Metazoa; Chordata; Mammalia; Afrosoricida; Tenrecidae
Gene: CEP19
Product: centrosomal protein 19
Exons: 3
Coding region: 91-582 (163 amino acids)
Biological process (GO): trans-Golgi to periciliary membrane compartment transport; microtubule anchoring at centrosome
Cellular component (GO): ciliary basal body; spindle pole; centriole
Source: RefSeq, a predicted model, not a curated record